Molecule: messenger RNA, 1415 nt
Organism: Fonticula alba
Lineage: Eukaryota; Rotosphaerida; Fonticulaceae
Product: methionyl aminopeptidase
Exons: 4
Coding region: 78-1355 (425 amino acids)
Biological process (GO): proteolysis
Molecular function (GO): metalloaminopeptidase activity
Source: RefSeq, a predicted model, not a curated record
GCGGCCUCAUCUCAGGCCGGGCCCCUAACCCGAGAAGUCCUUCCAUCCCCCCUGGCCUGUGCUCCUCGAUUCUUACCAUGUCCAACAACAUUGCUGAGAAGCCCCCCGUCCCGGCCGCCCUGGCCAAGCUUGGCAAGCGCCCGGCCGCCGGUGGCAAGGUCCGCCGCCCGGCCUCCAAGCCGGCCAAGUCCGAGCCCAAGGAGAACCAGGUCAUCGCUUCGAUCACCAGCGCCACCCCGGUGCAUGUCGAGCUGCCGGAGGACUUCCCCUUCAAGCUGGAUGUCCCGACUGUCUCCGAGCAGUUCAAGGAGGUCUACCCCGUCGGCGAGGAGGUUGAGUAUGCGAACGACACCACCCAGCGCAUCACCUCCGAGGAGAUGCGCGAGAAGGAGCGUCUCGAGGCCAACAUCUACAACGACGUGCGCCGGGCGGCCGAGGUCCACCGCCAGGUGCGGAAGCAUGUGCGCGCGAACACUCGCCCUGGCAUGGCCAUGGUCGACAUCGCCAACAUGGUGGAGAACAACGUCCGCCGGCUGAUCGAGGCCGACGGCUUCAAGGCCGGCAUCGCCUUCCCCACCGGCCUGUCCCUCAACCAUGUGGCCGCCCACUGGACCCCGAACCCUGGCGACAAGACCAUCCUCAAGGAGACCGACAUUGUCAAGAUCGACUUCGGCACCCACGUCAACGGUCGCAUCAUUGACUCGGCCUUCACCCUGUCCUUCGACCCGACGCACGACCCGCUGAUCACCGCCUGUCGCGAGGCCACCAACGCCGGUAUCCGCGAGGCCGGCAUCGACGUGCGCAUGUGCGACAUCGGCGCCGCCAUCCAGGAGGUCAUGGAGUCCUACGAGGUGACCAUCGGCAACAAGGUGUACCCGGUCAAGCCCAUCCGCAACCUCAACGGGCACUCCAUCGAGAGCUACCAGAUCCACGCCGGCAAGACGGUCCCCAUUGUCAAGGGUGGCGAUCACACCCGCAUGGAGGAGGGCGAGUUCUAUGCCAUCGAGACGUUCGGCUCCACCGGUCGCGGCUACGUCGUCGAGGACUCCGAGGUGUCCCACUGGAUGCGCUCGCCGCACAUGUCCCUGCGCAACAACAUCCGCGUCCCGCGCGCUGCGCAGCUCAUGAACACCAUUGACAUGAACUUCGGCUCGCUGGCCUUCUGCAACCGUUACCUGGAGCGCAUUGGUGAGGAGAACUUCGCCGGCACCCUCCGGUCACUGGCGCAGACCGGUGCCAUUGAGGCCUACCCGCCGCUUGUGGAGUCUCGUGGUUCCCUGACCGCCCAGUCCGAGCACACCAUCCUCCUGCGCCCCACCUGCAAGGAGAUCAUCUCCCGUGGUGACGACUACUAAGGGACCUCGUCCGUGCGUGUGAGUGUACACGGAGAGCAAGAAUACAACCCCCAUUCGUGA